GAGAAAGCGAAAACCGGCGCAAAGCGAGCGAGGAGAACGGAGGGAAGCAAAGAAAGGGGGGCAAGGACGCGAAGCAGGAAGGGGAGAAAGGGGCGGCGGGCCACGGGCAAGGGAACGCGGAAACACAGCAGGGAACGCAGGGACAGGGCGGGCACAAGGGAAGAAGGGGGAAAGGAGGGCCAGAGGCCGGGGGGGCACGGGGCACGAAAGACCGAGCAGCGAGAGAGCGGCGGGAAAAGGGCCGAGAAGACACAGGAAGAGGAAGGGGCGAGCAAGCAGGGAGGACCAGGGGGCGCAAGAGGAAACGCGAGGGGAACGGAGCGGGGGGAAAGGGCGGGGAGGGCCACAACAAGCGCGAAAGAAAAGCGGGAAAGGCCGAAGGGACGGACCAGAGCGGCGAAGGGAAACGAACCCCGAAAGCAGACAGGAAAGAAGAGACAAAAGGGGGCGGGGCAAAAAGAAGGGACACAGGAAGAAAGAGGGGAGCAAGGGGCAAAAGGGAGGGCCCAAAAAGGGACAGGGCAGCGGCGGGGGGGCGAGCGUAAUACCGAACAGGGCAGAAGGGAAGACGAAGGCCGGGGGGGGGACGCGGGGGCAACAAGCCACAGGGCAAACGCGGGGCAGGAGAGGACAAAACGGAGACAGCCAACGGGAACGGAGGGGAGCAGCGGCGCGGGAAACAAGAGGGCGGCACCAGGCGAAGCGGGCGAAGGGGGCAAGGGAGGGGGGACAAGGGGGGGGAAGGACAGGAGAAAAGACAGGGGAGGGGCCGAGGGGGCGAGGAACGGAGGGGCAGGAGCGAGACGGGGACCCGGCGGAGAGGCGGGGGAAGGAAGACCAAGAAGAGCAAGGGAGGGCGGGAGGCGACGGGGGGGGGACGGGGACAGGGGCGAAGGGGCGGGGCCGGCGGAAAGGAAAGAAGGAGGCAGGGGACAAGGCGUGACAGGGGCAAAACGGCACCAAACGGGGGAGGAGGAACGACAAGGCCGCAAGGGGGGGGCAGCGGAGAGGAGGGCAGAGCGCCCGGGAGCGGAGGAAAAGGGGGGGAAAGGAGGGAGGACGGGCGACGCGAGACGAGACGGACGGGGAGACGGGCGGGACGGCAGGAAGGGGAAGCAGACAAACAAGGCAAAGAAAGGGGCCAAGAGAAGGGCAACGGGGGGGAAAGGAGGCAGACGGACAGAGGGGGCCGGAGAGGACAAGACCGGGGCAGAAAGAGGGCAGCACCGGGAGGGAGGACGGCGCAAGAGGGGCCGAGGGGGAGGGACGGCAGCAGAAACAGGAAGCAGGGGAGGCCGGGAAAGCAGGGAAAGCGGAAGGGGAAAACCAAGGGAACAGGAAAAGACACAGAGGGAGGGCGGAGAGGGGGGGGGAAGACGAGGGGAGAGAGACGGAGAAGGGACAAGCACCGGGGCCGGGGCGAAGGGGCGGCAAGAGCAGGGGAGGGGGGCCCAAGACACCAGGCCGGGGGCGCCGGACCAAAAGGGGGAGCGGAAAGAAGAAACCGGACCCGGCGGGAGAGGGGGCGGAGGAGGCGGAGCAACGCGAAGCGGCCGAAGGCGGGGGGGGAGGAAGCACGGAAGACGGCAACGGAGAGAGGAAACCGGGGCCAACCAAGGCGGGCCCGAAGACACCGGGGGAGGGAGGCAAAGGGGGGAAACCGAGGGGGCAACAGAGGCGGGGGAGGGAGGGCCGGCGGAGGGGAGGAGAGAGAACCCACACGAGAAGAAACGGGACCCAAGGACGAGGAGGGCGGGCGGGAGGGGAGAGGCACAAGCGGCGAAGGGGAGAGGGGCGAGGGGCCAGCGCAGACGACGAGGAGAGGGGAAGCAAGGAAGGCGAAAGGGCGGGAAGAGGACGGGAGGAGGGGGAGGGAGCGGGGAAGGACGGAGGGCCGGCCGGCGAGCAGAGGGACGCGCAACCGGCGACGGCAGCGGGGGGGGGGACGGAGCCGCAGGGCGCCGGGAGGGCGGCCGGCAGAGAGACCACCGACCGGGGAGAGGCCACAAACGGGGGAGGAGCAGCCGGGGGAAGAACCAGGGCAGGACGGACAGCAACCGCCGGAACGAGAGGGCGAACCAAGGGGGGAACCAACGCAGGAGAGACAGCAAGAGGCGGAGCCGAGGCAGACGGAACCAAGGCAAGAACGGCCACCAGGGCCGGAAGAGGGAGGGGACCGCAGCCGGGCAAGGGGAGGAGGGGCCAACCGGAAGACGGGCGACGCGGAGAAGGCGAGCAGCAGGGCCGAGGGAGGAGGGGGCGGAGCGACAAGAAGCGGACAGAGGGGCCGAAAAGGAGCCGGAAACAGGCGCGCAAGCCACAAAGGGGGCACAGGCGGACGGAGGGGGAGAAGCCAGGAAAGAGGAAAGGAAGGCCAGGAAGGACAAGGGAGGGGGGGAGCGGGGGAGGGCCGAAGGGGGCCAAGGCCAGGGGCGGGAAAGGGGGCGGGAAGACGAAAAGAAACGCAGGAGGCAACAGGGAGAGAGACAAGGCCCGGCGGGGGGCCAAGGGAGGGACGCAAAAAGAAGGAAGCGAGGACAAGGAGACCGGGGCGCCGGGAGCAAAGAAAGAGGCACGGCGGGCAGGCGGGCAGGAGGGGCACAGGGCAAGCGGGAGGGGCAACAAAGGGAGGGGAAAACCGCGGGCCGAAAGGGGGAGCGAGAAGAGGAGGGGGAGAGGAAACAACCGGAAGGGGGCGCGGCGAGGGGGGGGAGCAGGGAGGAGGGAAGCGGAAGAAAGCCAGAGACGGGGGAAAACAAGCCGCCCGGCAAGGGGACAGCAAAG
Ipomoea nil (Japanese morning glory) is the source of this 2784-nucleotide messenger RNA. RefSeq names its product spidroin-1-like. The record is from RefSeq and is a predicted model, not a curated record. Lineage: Eukaryota; Viridiplantae; Streptophyta; Magnoliopsida; Solanales; Convolvulaceae. The transcript has a single exon. The annotation marks the transcript as partial.